GGUACUAGCAUUUUAUUAAUCUUUUAUUAAUCCGAUUGUGGCUUUUCCAUAACAUUUUUUUCGCGUUUGACGCCCUAAGCGCGAGCCUGCCUCACCCGCGUCCCGCCGGCUCGGGGCCUGCGCUGCGGCGCCCCCUGCCGCCCAUUGUGACGCCGGCCGCGAGCCGUGUCCCGAGGCGGGCGGCGGCGGGGCAGAGCCCCGGGAGCAAUGGCCGAGACGCAGGAGCUGCUGUUGCAGCUGCAGAAGGACAACCGCGACGGACGCCUGCGGAAGCAGGAGCUGGAGGAGCUGGUGCGCGGGCUGGAGGCCGAGAGCGAGAGCCUCACCGGGUGCCUGCAGGAGCUGCGCGAGCGCGAGCGCAGCCUGAAGCGGAGGGCCCAGGCGGCGCGGGCCCUGCGAGGGGAGGCACACCAGGCGGCGCGGGAGCGCGCGGAGCGGGCGCGUGGACUGCUGGAGGCUGCGGAGCAGCACAAGCUGGACCUGGAGCAGCACAACCGGCAGCUGCAGGAGCAGUGGGAGGAGCUGUCAAGUCAGCUCUUCUAUUACGGAGGGGAACAACCGAAUAAGCAGCGCGCAGAGCAGCAAUUCGGGGCCCAAGUGGUGGCGUUGCAGAAACAGCUGGAGCUGGUGGAGGCCAAGUUCGUCCGGCAGGCGGAGGGCCUGCGGCAGGAGCUGCAGGGGAAGGUGAUGGAGGCGGUGGCUGCGCUGGACGCCUGGCGCGGCGGCCCGGAACUGGGCGACUCGCAGCCUCGCCGGGCGCAGGACUGCGCGGGCUCGCUCAUGGAGGAGGUGGCCAAGGCCGACUGUGAGCAGCGGCUGUUGGGCGGCGCGGGCGCGGCGGGCAUCAGGCUGUGGGCACUGGGCGCGCUGAAGAUGCUGCUGCUGCUCCCGCUCGGCUUCCUGGCGCUGCAGCUCCUCUACCUGGUGCUGGCGAACCCCGCCGCCUUCCGCCGGGGGCUCCCGCACCUCGGCCCGGACGCCGCGCUCCGCCGCCUGCGCUACACGCUGUCCCCGCUGCUCGAGCUGCGCGCGCGCGAGCUGCUGCCCGCCUAGGGAGCAUCACGCUGGCCGCGGCCGCCUGCACCUCGGUCUCCCGUGUGGUUUCUGGGCGCUCGGGGGGAGGUGGAGGGGAGACGCCCGGGGAGUCCUGUGUUCCGCGGGGCUCAGCGAGCGGCCCUGGCACCUCGGGCUCCGCGGGCGUCGCGCCUUCCAGGCGGACCUCGCGUCCGGAGAGGCGGAGCAGGGCGCGCCCGCGCCCAGGGCUCGCGGCCAGCGCUCCCGGGAGGCCCUUGGCUGCAGCCCCUGCGGCUGCGCCGGCGCCAACUCGGAAGUUGCUCAGAAUCGUAGCGGGAAACUUGCUUUUUCCCUGCUCGCGAGCCUGAGCGGAGGGCUGCGCGGGGGUGCCCGGCAGGCCCUCUCCGCGGCGGGCUGUGAUCCCCUCGGCCCGGCCGCGGGGCUCCUUGGGUCCAGCGCGGCCCGGCGUCUGGCGGGGCGGCAGUCCCCCGGGUACCCCUGGCGCUGCGGGAGUCCGAGCCGCGCUGGGCGUGCGCGCUCACGACUGCGGGCUUCCCGGGAAAUCGUCGCUUCGCUUCUGUGAAACGCUCUGCUUAGUGGAAACGGUGACCUUUGAGUUUGUCUCGUACAAAUCCUACUUUUAUUAUUUACGGUUUUUUGGUAGUGAAGUUGUUCUGUGUAUCUCCUUGUGCACACAGACAUGGGUUUUUGCUAUGGCCUUUAAACAAUCGUUUUUUUGUUGAUUUGUAGGUGUUCUUUAGUCUUUUUUGGGUUAAAUUGUUUAUAGAAUCCUGCGUAUCAGAUUUUAUCGGAUUUAAGAAUUGUGCUUUGGGUCCUAAAAAAUCCAUUCUUGCCUGGAAGUCAUAAAGAUGUCAUACUCUAAUUCCUUUCAAUUGGUGUAAACAUUUUGUUUAUCCAUUCAUUGUAACAUUUUGUUGAUAAACAUUGUGUUUGUUGAUUCAGCCUUUGGUGGACAUUUGGGUCGUCCCCCCCCGUGUCAGUAAACACUUCUGUGAACACUGGUG
Equus caballus (horse) is the source of this 2039-nucleotide messenger RNA. It is a transcript of the gene TMEM191C, whose product is annotated as transmembrane protein 191C. NCBI's taxonomy places the organism in Eukaryota, Metazoa, Chordata, Mammalia, Perissodactyla, Equidae. The record is from RefSeq and is a predicted model, not a curated record.